AUGGCAGCCUUGGAACAAGACGGUAAUACAAACGACAGCAAUAAUAAUAAUAACUCAAAUGAGGGAGGAAAUAAUAAUCCACAAGCUGAUAUAUCUCAAUCCCAGGAUGAAACUAAUAAUGAAAUACCUCAAGUAGAAGAACCACAACCUCCAAUCGAUCCAGAGAAAGAGGCUUACAAUAAGGCUCUAUCUGGUUUUAAGAAUAAAUUAUUAGAACAUAGAAGAUAUGAUGAUCAAUUAAAACAACGUCGUCAGCAUAUACGAGAUUUAGAAAAGCAAUAUGAGAAAACUGAAGACGAUAUUAAAGCUUUACAAAGUAUUGGCCAAUUAAUUGGUGAAGUUAUGAAAGAAUUGUCUGAAGAAAAAUAUAUCGUUAAAGCCUCUUCGGGGCCACGUUAUAUUGUUGGUGUUAGAAAUUCUGUUGAUCGUUCACGUUUAAAGAAGGGUGUUAGAGUCACUCUGGAUAUCACUACUUUAACAAUUAUGAGAAUAUUACCCCGUGAAACUGAUCCAUUGGUUUAUAAUAUGACUGCAUUUGAGCAAGGAGAAAUUUCAUUUGAUGGUAUUGGUGGUUUAACUGAACAAAUUAGGGAAUUAAGAGAAGUAAUUGAAUUACCAUUGAAGAACCCAGAAAUUUUUGAAAGGGUUGGUAUCAAGCCCCCAAAGGGUGUGUUAUUAUAUGGUCCUCCAGGUACUGGUAAAACUUUAUUGGCAAAAGCUGUUGCAGCUACUAUUGGUGCUAAUUUCAUUUUCUCGCCAGCUUCUGGUAUCGUGGAUAAAUAUAUUGGUGAAUCUGCCAGAAUUAUUAGAGAAAUGUUUGCUUACGCAAAAGAGCAUGAACCAUGUAUUAUAUUUAUGGACGAAAUCGAUGCUAUUGGUGGUAGAAGAUUUAGUGAAGGUACAUCUGCUGAUCGUGAAAUUCAACGUACUUUAAUGGAAUUGUUAUCACAAAUGGAUGGCUUUGACAAUUUAGGGCAAACUAAGAUUAUUAUGGCAACAAACAGACCAGAUACUUUGGAUCCAGCCUUAUUAAGACCUGGUAGAUUAGAUAGAAAAAUUGAAAUUCCAUUACCAAAUGAAGCUGGUAGAUUAGAUAUUUUCAAGAUUCACACAUCAAAAGUCAAAAAAGUUGGUGAAUUUGAUUUUGAAGCGGCUGUGAAGAUGAGUGAUGGUUUUAAUGGUGCUGAUAUUAGAAACUGUGUAACAGAAGCUGGGUUUUUCGCUAUCAGGGAUGAUCGUGAUCACAUUAUACCUGAAGAUUUAAUGAAAGCAGUAAGAAAAGUUUCGGAAGUAAAGAAACUAGAAGGUUCUCUGGAAUACAAGAAAUUAUAA
This is a messenger RNA of Henningerozyma blattae CBS 6284, 1332 nucleotides long. RefSeq names its product proteasome regulatory particle base subunit RPT4 (gene RPT4). The transcript has a single exon. Gene Ontology annotation, biological process: positive regulation of RNA polymerase II transcription preinitiation complex assembly. Bases 1 to 1332 code for a protein of 443 amino acids. The record is from RefSeq and is a predicted model, not a curated record. Gene Ontology annotation, cellular component: proteasome regulatory particle, base subcomplex; cytosolic proteasome complex. NCBI's taxonomy places the organism in Eukaryota, Fungi, Ascomycota, Saccharomycetes, Saccharomycetales, Saccharomycetaceae. Gene Ontology annotation, molecular function: ATP hydrolysis activity; proteasome-activating activity; ATP binding.